Messenger RNA from Myripristis murdjan (pinecone soldierfish), 1440 nucleotides. RefSeq lists its product as uncharacterized. The coding region runs from base 112 to 1332 and encodes 406 amino acids. The record is from RefSeq and is a predicted model, not a curated record. NCBI's taxonomy places the organism in Eukaryota, Metazoa, Chordata, Actinopteri, Holocentriformes, Holocentridae. The transcript is spliced from 2 exons.
CUGUGGCUUGAUGAACAAUGUUUUGAACAUGCUCCCAGAACAAAAAGGGAAUGCUCCUGUGAUCAGCGUUACACUUUCCAUCGCCUACCUACAGACGAGGAAGCCAGAAGGAUGUGGCUGAAAAACCUGAAUUUGAAGAGACCCCCGAAAACACUGUAUGUCUGUUCAUUUCAUUUCAUCGACAAAAAGCCGACGGAGGAAAACCCGCAUCCUACUUUGUGGCUGGGCUACGACAGACCACCAGAUAAGAAACGCCGGGUCCUCAGAAGGAUUGACAGCAGUGCCAGGAGUACAUCAGAUGAGCUUGAUGAAAUGGAGGUGAGUGAGGAGCCAAGCUCAACAUCCGUGCAUUCUUGUGAUGCCCAAACACAGUGGGUUGACCCAGGGAUGGAGGACCACACAUACUCGAAAGGACCUAUCAUCUCUUGCAGUAUGAGCACACCAUCCCCAGAACUGUCACAUCCUGUUGCAGAUGGUAUGUUACAGAGUGAUGCAGACUCCCUCUUGUAUACAGGAAUCCCACUAGUUGAGUUUCACACCCUUGUUUCCUGCCUACAACCAUUUGCUCCAACUGCAUCAUCCGUGCCAGUGGUGGAUCAAAUCCUAAUGACGUUAAUGAAACUAAGACAAAACUUUGUCAUGGCUGAUGUAGCACGGCGAUUUAAAACAUCACAAAGUCAGGUCAGCAAGACUGUUGGACAGUGGAUAGACAUAAUGUCUGAACACAUGAGGGACCUUAUUCCAUGGCUGCCUCGUGAAACAAUCAGAGCUACAUUGCCACAGGCUUUUAAGGAGCAAUUUUCAAAUACAACCUGUGUAGUUGACUGCUCAGAGACUGUCCUGCAGAAAGCCAAAAAUCUGGACUCUAGAAGCGAAUCAUACAGUCACUACUAUGCCAGCAACACAGUGAAAUAUUUAGUGGCAAUUUCUCCCUCUGGAAUUAUCAUGUUCAUUUCAGAUGCUUAUGGUGGCAAAUGCAGUGACAGGUACAUAACACAGAGCUCAGGGUUUCUGGACUACUUGCGUGCUGGAGACGAGGUGAUGGGGGACCGUGGUUUCACAAUUAGGGACCUGCUGGAGGAGCGAAGGGUGAACUUAAUCAUACCAGCAUUCACACGCAAAGGAAGCCAGCUGACCAAUGAGGAGGUCACUCACACACGACGCAUCGCUCAUGCCCGCAUUCAUGUUGAACGGGCAAUAAGGCGUCUGAAGGUGUACAAGAUUCUUUCUCAAACAGUGCCAAUUAACUUGGUACCAAAGAUAGAUAAAAUACUCAAGAUCUGUGCUGGUCUAGUGAAUUUAAGAGGUGAGCUUAUUUCAAGUGAAAAAUGAACUGUAUUUCCUGUGUUAAUUGUCUGUUUAGGUUGACAUUACUCUUGAUUUUUGAUUGGUGGUGCGCAGUGUUGCAAAAGAAAAGUAAUGAAAUGCAUUAACACUAAA